AUGUAUGCGGCUACUGAAUCCGGGAGAUAUCGACAAGAUCGUGGCGAUUACAGGGCUUGUUAUCCGGGCUGCCCCGGUAUGAAGCACCGGGGAAAGAUCGCCGAACCGCAACGUUAUCCCCGGGAGGUGUGCGACCAGCCUAGGGUGAUGGGCCUGAUCCACAACCGCUGCGAGGUCGCCGACCAACAGGUGGUCAGACUCCAGGAGACAUCAGACGAAAUGCCCAAGGGCCAAGCCCCUCACAGCGUUAGUCUUUGCGUCUACGACGAACUCGUCGACUCCGAAACAUUAGUAGCUUAA
This is a messenger RNA of Puccinia triticina, 300 nucleotides long. RefSeq lists its product as uncharacterized. The coding region runs from base 1 to 300 and encodes 99 amino acids. The record is from RefSeq and is a predicted model, not a curated record. NCBI's taxonomy places the organism in Eukaryota, Fungi, Basidiomycota, Pucciniomycetes, Pucciniales, Pucciniaceae. The transcript has a single exon.